AUGAGGAAAAGCAAAGACCACAUUGCAUCCAUCUACAUUGAAUGUGGUAUUAAGCUAACAGAUCCAGUCCAAAUAGAAAAUGAAUUCAUAUCAUUCUUCGCCAAACUCAUGGGAGAAAGUGGAGAAGUUCAUAGAUGUCCAGAUGCUGAAGUGGCAAAACAAGGGAGAUGCCUUGACCAACAACAGAAGGUGACACUGGUCAAAAAUGUAACAAAUGAGGAGAUUCUAGCUGCUAUAAAAGAUAUGCCUCAUGAUAAAGCCCCAGGGAUUGAUGGCUUUCCCAUUGAGUUUUUCACAACACAAUGGACUGUAGUUGGUUCUGAAGUAUGUGCUGCAGUCAAGGAAUUCUUUGAAAUAGGCACAAUACAUAAAGGAAUGAAUUGUACAGCAGUCACUGUAAUUCCAAAAGUGCCAAACCCCAGCCAAGUCAAAGAAUUCAGACCUAUAGCUUGUUGCACCACUCUAUACGAGAUAAUAACCAAAGUUAUCACCAACAGAAUAAAGAGUGUAAUGGGGGAUCUCAUUGGGGAGUCACAAUCAGCCUUUAUUGAUGGAAGAAGCAAUACAGAUAAUAUCUUGUUUAUUCAUGAGUUAUUCAAAGGAUACAACAGAAAAGGGAUCUCCCCAAGUUGGAUAAUGGAAUUCAUCACCACGGGGGAACUUGCACAGCUGGAAAAUCACAGACACUUUAAAUUCCGUCCCAGAUGUAAGAAGCUAGAAGUAAUUCACAUUUAUUUUGAGGAUGACCUGUUGAUGUUCUGUAAAGCUGACAUUACAUCCAUAAGACUGCUGCAGCAAACAUUUCUCAAGUUCUAUAACUCAUCUAGCCUCCAGGCAAAUACAGAAAAAAGCUCUAUCAACCUAGCAGGCAUCUCAGAUAGCACAAAGCAAGACAUUAUGCAAGAAUUGGGAUACACUGAAGGUACUCUGCCAUUUAGAUACCUAGGUGUACCACUAGCCUCCAAAAAGCUGUCUAUUAUCCAAUGUUGGCCACUAGUAGAGAAGAUUACACAAAAAAUCAACUGUUGGACAUCCAAAUUGCUUUCAUAUACUGGCAGGCUCCAGUUAAUUAAAUCAGUCUUGUUUGGGUAUGGCACAUCAAACAUCACCAAGAAAGCACUAGUUGCUUGGAACAGAGUAUGCUGGCCACAAGUUGCAGGUGGACUAAAUGUAAUGAACCUUUACUACUGGAACAAAGCAGCAGUUGCAAAACACCCGUGGGCAGUAACAAUGAAGAAGGACAGCUUAUGGAUCCGAUGGGUUCACACCUUCUACAUAAGAAACAGGAUAGUGGAAAGCAGUCCAAUACCCAAGAAUGUUGCUUGGGUGGUUAGAAAGAUAAUAGAGACCAGGAACUUUGUUCUUGAAUUGCAAGGUAUUCAAGGGGAUAUGGGCCAUUCUAAACCUAUUCAGAAUUGGCAAGGAGAGGCCCAAUGGAUUAACAAAGGUGCAAAAAAGAAAUCUGGUCGCUGGGCAAUUGGACGGCUUCAUCCGAACGCAAUAAUUUUGGCUCUGACUGUUUAUGUGUCAUUACAACUUGUUUAUGUGGCAAUCGCUACUGGUGUAGCAGCAUUUCUUCGUAAGUCCAACUAA
Molecule: messenger RNA, 1593 nt
Organism: Nicotiana attenuata
Lineage: Eukaryota; Viridiplantae; Streptophyta; Magnoliopsida; Solanales; Solanaceae
Exons: 7
Coding region: 1-1593 (530 amino acids)
Source: RefSeq, a predicted model, not a curated record